AUGAGUCAUCAUUCACAAAUCGAAGAACACGAGUUUACAUUUACUGGUGACUUCCACUAUCCUCUCAAAGAUAAAGCAAAUUUAUGCAACACUACAUUUUACAUGCACAGUAUCUAUGAACAUGUGUUUAAUGGAAAUGUAGGCGCUCCGGUUCAUGAAAAGUUACAAAACGGUGGCCAAAUACUAGUAAUUGGUGUUGAAAGUGGAAUUUGGGUCACAGAGGUUGCUUCUGAAUAUCCAGAUACACAAAUUUAUGCGAUUGACGCUAGCGUACCAUCUUCAGACUCUUGUGAAAAUGUUACAUUCAUAGAAUGGAGUGUUUUUAAAAAGCUACCAUUCCCCGAUAGUGAAUUUGAUUAUGUUUUUAGUAGAGAUAAAUAUUCAAUAUUUGCAAAAAAUGAUUUUCAAGAAAAUUUAUCAGAGAUCUUUAGAGUAUUAAAGCCUGGAGGGUAUUCAUGGCUCAUGAACCAUAAUAUUGAUCAUAAUUUAAUGGUAACCUUUGAAAAUGUCCUUCAAGAGUCCGGGAAAGCCGAAUCCAUAUCGCGUAAUAUAGUAAACAUUCCGAUCAGAAGCGACAAUUCUUUUGGGGAGUUUAGUCUUGAUGUUUAUUUAUUUUAUUUCAGGAGUGCGAAAGAUUAUAUGGCACCUUUUAUGGAUAUUUCAUUUGAAGAAUUUGAUACAUUGAUGAAUAAUGUUGAAAGUGAACUAAACGCUAAAAAUAGCAGUGUAGUAUUAAGACACAAACAAGUAUUUGCAAGAAAAAAGAACACGCAUUCUAAGGAAACUGAAAUCAAAAGUAUCGUCUCUAGCGAUAAAUAA
Messenger RNA from Cetraspora pellucida, 819 nucleotides. Lineage: Eukaryota; Fungi; Glomeromycota; Glomeromycetes; Diversisporales; Gigasporaceae. The record is from the annotation of a GenBank genome assembly.